GCGGCGGCGGACGGGGCAGGGCAGGGCCGGAGCCGCGGAGCGGCGGCAGCGCCAUGGGGUUGGAGACGGAGAAGGUGGACACCCGCAUCUUCAUGGACGACGACAACUUCCCGCGGAGCGGCGGGCCCGUGCUCUCGGAGGCGGAGAAGUGCGCGGAGGACGAGCUGGACCGCGACCCCCACGGGAUGAACGCCCACCUUCAGCUGGGGUUCGAGGAUGUGAUCGCGGAGCCCGAGCUCACCCACUCCUUCGACAGAGUCUGGAUCUGCAGCCACGCUCUGUUUGAGCUCAGCAAGUACGUGAUCUACAAACUCCUGACGCUGGUCCUUGCCAUACCCCUGGCCCUGGUCGUGGGGAUCAUCUUCGCGGCGCUCAGCUGCCUGCACAUCUGGAUUGUGGUGCCUUUUGUGAAAACCUGUCUCAUGGUCUUGCCUUCAGUGCAAACUGUAUGGAAGAGCCUGACAGAUGUUUUUGCUGUACCGUUCUUCCAGAGCCUAGGCCGAUGCUUUGCCAUGGUUAAUAUACGCCUGGACCAAGAGUAAACAUCGGGGAUGUGACAUUGCAGUAGUCAGGGCUGGUGUUAUACUUCUUUGCUAACCUAACAUACAGGCACUUACCCUUCAUUCCAAACUGUUAAUUACAAUGGCUGGUUUAAGUGGGAACAUGCUAUUUUUAUUAAAACUCAUUUUUUAUCAGGGAGAUCCAUUUAAGAAUAAGUAGACAGUUUUCAUAGCUUGCUGUUUUAACAACAGUGGUUGCAGAGUAUAUUGGCAACACUUUAUUUUAAUGGUACAUUGAUUGCUAGAUUACAGGAGAAUUCUCAUGGAGGUUUAACAGCCACCACAGUGAUAAUGAUUGGCAUUAUUACUAUAAAUACUUCAAUGAAUAGGCUGUCAUACCUUAGACAAAACUGAUCUCUAGGGUUUCACAUUGACUUUACUGAAGUUCCUCCAGGGAUCGUUUUUGGCUUCACUGUGCAAAAUGAUAAACACAGUCCUCUGUUAUCAGCAGUUAAAGUGAAUGUGACUCAUUGCAUAAACAUACAGGGAAAGGAACUGUUGUGUAAUUCUCCUAUAUUGAAGGUGAGGGGGAAGCUCCCUAGAAGUUUAUCAUUUAAAAUAAGGUGUUAGCUAAUGAUUUGUAACAUCAGCUAAUCUGUAUAUUUGAUUUAAUGAGAGGUUAACUUUGCUGUAUAUUUUGUACCUUUGUAAAUUACAUUUGAUUGGUUUUCUUUGAUGCAUUAUUUCUCUAGUAUUUGAAUUCUAACCAACUUGUUAAGCAGCAAGAGUGAGAUGCUGCAAAAAAUAACUUUAGAUUAAACUAACUUAAUUAGAUAACUUAAGUAAAUUUUGUGCAAUUCUGUGCAAUUCUAGUAUAUGAAUUAUAAAUGAUUGCAUGUAAAAGCAAAAAUUAUAAGUGUUUUCAUACACAACUGUGCAAAAGAGCUGGAAAUAUCUGUUUAUGAGAAAUGGUUUUUAUUAAAAUGGGGUAUAGUAAAUGCAACCCUGCCUGUUUCUGUAUAUUAUUGGUGUGAACACUGUGAUAUUUAAAGCGAUAGACACUAUGUUAGUACUUUAAGUAGGUAGCAAGCUCUUAAAGAAGGCAAGUGAAUGUAACUGGUAUCCUUGUCUAAUUCUCCUAACCUAUUGACUUGUCUCUCUGUUGCUUAUUUAUUACUUCAAAGCCUAACUCCCCCCAAAAAGCCUUUCUUUCUUCUGCACCUAGGCAGAAUAUGACAUUUUAAAUCAGAAUAACAGAACGUAUGCAGAGGUACCUUAAAAUUACAUUAGCCUUCUGAUGGGCUUAUGCUGCUGUUUCCUUUAAAUACAGAUGGUAAGUUGCAAUUGUAAAAUGUUUGUAUGAUUUAGAAUGCUAUUUUCUAAAAUGAUGUCUCAAAUUUCUUAUCAAACACAAGAUAUAUAAAUAAAACAUCAACCAUUUCCCUU
Molecule: messenger RNA, 1946 nt
Organism: Chiroxiphia lanceolata (lance-tailed manakin)
Lineage: Eukaryota; Metazoa; Chordata; Aves; Passeriformes; Pipridae
Gene: CAV2
Product: caveolin 2
Exons: 3
Coding region: 54-542 (162 amino acids)
Biological process (GO): insulin receptor signaling pathway; caveola assembly; negative regulation of endothelial cell proliferation
Cellular component (GO): Golgi apparatus; cytoplasmic vesicle; perinuclear region of cytoplasm
Molecular function (GO): protein kinase binding; molecular adaptor activity
Source: RefSeq, a predicted model, not a curated record